AUGAUUAUUGGUAGAAAUAGAUUAAAUUAUGUAGAUAUAAUUAAGAUUGAUACCUAAUGCCGUUAAUUACAUCAGAAAUAAUUUGUUGACAGUUGAGGGGGAAAUAAUUAAAAUGAAGAAAUAACUCAAUAGUAUGGGGAAUGAUGUUAAAUUUUGAGAGGAGUAUUUGUAAUAUAUCUACUCGAAAUCAGAAAAAGGAAAAUUUUGAAAGAAGCAGCACAAUAAAAUGUUAAGUCCAUCUACGUGCCAUAAAAAACUCAAGAUAAAGAUAAAAAUGAAAUCAGUAGUUUGAUGAAUUUAUAUUAAUUUCAUGAUAAAGUCAGAGAAGAGAAUGAAUUAUUAUUAGAUAACAAGCAAAAAGUAUUAUUAAUUCAAGGGCUAGCUGAAGUAUGCAAAAGUAAAAGAGCCAAGAAAUUUGAAGAGUUUAUUUGGAAAUUACAUGAUAUAAUCAAAAAAUUGGGAUUAUAUAAUAAACCUGUUUAUAUUUUAGACCUUUUUUAAAAAAACGUGUUUUUUAAGCAGUAGAGGAAUCAAUCAUUAAGAUGAUUAUGGGUUUGAAGAUUUCUAAUUUAAAGAAUGA
Messenger RNA from Paramecium primaurelia, 580 nucleotides. NCBI's taxonomy places the organism in Eukaryota, Ciliophora, Oligohymenophorea, Peniculida, Parameciidae. The record is from the annotation of a GenBank genome assembly.